AUGGAAUGGACACUUCAGGAGUUGAAGGAGACGUUUUCUCCUCUCACUCCCGAUGGAGAUGAGUUCAUACUUUGCUGCCAAUUAUACGGGAAGCUGGAUUCAACUCUCAACGCUCUUAGGAACAUUGCCGAAACAUUGAAAACAACGCCCGGCACCUCUGAGAUUCUCGAUGAGAUUGAGAACUCUCUCCAUUGGUUGAAGGAUUAUUGCGAUACCUUCUUUGAAAAAGUCGCUUUCCAGGAUAAGGCUCAACGCGAAAAAUGUUACGAGAUUGUCAAGGGGCUAAUAGAACAGAUCAAAGCCAUCAUGUCGACCUUUGAAACCGCUGAAAUCUUCCGACUGGCGCUGCCGGACGCAACACUAUGCUAUGGCAAUCUCGAACGCUGUGUAGUGGUUAGGGACGAGUUGAAAGGUUUCCUAGAGGAGUACCCCGCAACCGGCGGAAAUUACGCAUAG
This is a messenger RNA of Clonostachys rhizophaga, 456 nucleotides long. Lineage: Eukaryota; Fungi; Ascomycota; Sordariomycetes; Hypocreales; Bionectriaceae. The record is from the annotation of a GenBank genome assembly.